Molecule: messenger RNA, 2617 nt
Organism: Linum trigynum
Lineage: Eukaryota; Viridiplantae; Streptophyta; Magnoliopsida; Malpighiales; Linaceae
Source: the annotation of a GenBank genome assembly
UCUUUCUCACGUCCUCUCUAAGGUAGAAUUCGUUAUUUGCAAAAUCGUACUAUAUUAAUUGUUUAACUUGAAAAACAGUCUAUCAUAGCCGAAACUGAUAUCCAAUUUUAACGAAGUAACGGUUAAAUCCAAAUUUCAGCAUAAAAUAUUAUACCACCAAAUUUUUCUGUACAAUCUCCCGUACCAUUUUGCAAUUCUAUAUUUUGACUUGCAAUAUUUGGUAGGACUGCAGGAAAGAAGUCCUUGCUGCUGGCUGAUCACUGAAUUGAAAAGAAAAGUGGAGACCGGAUGGUGCUGUGGUGGGGAUGAUUUUUAAGUCUAUGGACUAUGGCUCUGUCCAUAUGAACUUGGGUUGGGCCUUGUUUAUGAUUUUGGAUUGAAAGGACAUAUUCUCUAUUUAUCUGGGCUUUUCAAAAAUUUGGUGCGUUAAUGGUUUACAUGGCCUCUAUUGAAGGACCAUGCCUGUAGAGGUGACAGUUCGGUUAUUUCGGUUAUAAUCAGUAACCGAUUGGCCGGUUAUUGGUUGACUAAAAUAAUCACUCUCGCUAUCGAAAAUCUUUCAAAAUAGGUUUCGAUGUGUCGGUUAUCGGUUAACCGAACCACUUUUAAUACCAAAAACCAUUUCGUUCAGCCUCCAAUAACCGACCGAAGUUCGAUUACUUCAGUUACCGAUUAGUGGAUAACCGGCCAGUUAUCGGUUUAACCGUUUUUCCUUCUAUUUCCUGUCUGCUUAUAAAUACAGGCCGGAAAUAGAAGAAUAAAGUAUACAUAAUUCAGGCUAAACUUACAAAAAAGUGAAUAUAUGAUUCAUGUUUCUCCUCUUAAUUCAUGUUUGUUGGACCCGCUUCCCCUAUAAAAAAAAACUACAUGCAUACGUUUACCCCUUCCACGGCGGCGUAUUAUACCUAUAAAAUUCAUUGGAGAGUUGUGUGAAGGACCCAUAUCUCGACCUUCUUGUGUCCUUAUAUGGUUGUCAUGCCGGUGGCAUGCCACUUGGUUUAACCUGGUUCAACUUGUGCCGGUCAUGAAACUGGCAUGACAUUACCGGUAUGACCGGUAUGAUCGAUUUACGCAUUUUAAAUAAAAUGACAUUAUUUUAAUGAAUUUAAUGAAUAAAAAAAUUAAUUUAUUAUUUAUUUUAUGAUUGUAAUAGUUAAAAGUUAAUGAUAUUUGUUGGAUUGUAACUAAAUUGUCCACAGAUAUGUUUUAUAUAUGAUUAAAUACAUUGGAUAUUAAUUGUUAUCACAUUUUUUUAAACCGGCAUGAACCGGCACAAACUGGUUAUACCACCGGUCGUACCAUUCCACUUACUAAACCGGCACAACGGUAUAAACUGGUUUGACAACCUUGGACUCCUUAAUCCUCAUCCAAAUUUAAAAAACAAACCCUCAGCGUUUUUGUUCAAUUCUGUUUCUCAACAAAAAAAUCCAAAAUGUUAAUUGCGUGUGACCAUGCAUGGGUCCAAAACGCCAGAAAAGAAAUGGCAAUAGCACACCAAAUACUACAUAGCAUAUACACACACAUUAUUUUGUUUGUUUACUAUAAUGCAUAUAUAAUAUAAGCACCAAAAUCAAAAUCCCACCACUUCAAAAUCCGGACAAAGUUAUGUCUACACAAACUCACUCAACAUUUAGCCGGAUCUAUAUAUCCUCAAUGAACUAACUGAUCGCAAAAGCUAUGUGACGAUUUUCUACAAAUAUCAAAAUUAUAUGACCAUUAUAGAUAUAAACGUGCACCUUAUAAUACACACACACAGAUUAAUCCAAUGGCGAAAAUAUCGUCACCAACAACGAAGCCCACCAACUUGUUCACCAUUGCAAUAUUUUUGCUGAUGAUGAUGAUCAGCAUCGCCUCCUUGCUGCCCACUUCAACGUUUGCUCAAUCUCGCGCUGAACACCAUCAUCACCGUCGUGGAGGCGGAGUCGCCGCAAAAAUGGGCGCUUCCGGUAAAGUUGGGGGUAGUAGGAGUAGUGCUGGUGUUGGUGGUGGUAAAGUCACGGCGGUGAAAAACGCAAAGGGAACCAGAGGCGGUGCCGGCGGCGGUGGUGGAAGUAAUGCUGCAGCCGCAGGGAUUGGUGCCGCCCUUAGUGAUAUGAUGAGAGGAGCAAAUGGUAAUAAUAAGAAUGGUCAGCGUGGCCGCAGGGCAAUGGGAGACGAGAAAUUAAAUUUUCGCUUCGCAGGCAGUCAAGGUCAUCACCGUAAUCAUGAUAAAAAUGUUGGUGUUAGUGGUGGAGGCGGUGCCGUUAGUAGAGGCCAUAGCAGCAGCGUCGGUGGUGGCCGCCGCCGGGAUAAAAAUAUUGGUUUUUAAUAGUGGAGGCGGUGGCGGUGGAGACGGAAGGACAAAAAGAUGAAGCGUGGAUAAAAUAAAAAUAUUUCUGUUCUCUCCCGCUCUCGCUGAUGUCUCAAAGUCUAAAGUUAGAGCCUUUGAUUGUCUGUUGCAAACGGAAUGUAAUAAUAAAUCAGUCUUUAUUAAGAUAAAUAAAUACGGGAGAGAGGUGUGUUUAUCGUCCAUUUAGUGGGUUUGAAAAAUGACUCAAAUGGACUUAUUCAGUUUUAAUGUCGUUAUUUUUUUUAUAUCCCAAAUCACAACCCAAUUAAAUGAAGACAUUUGGGUCAU